Messenger RNA from Lepidothrix coronata (blue-crowned manakin), 2304 nucleotides. RefSeq names its product fas-binding factor 1 homolog. Lineage: Eukaryota; Metazoa; Chordata; Aves; Passeriformes; Pipridae. Bases 1 to 2304 code for a protein of 767 amino acids. The record is from RefSeq and is a predicted model, not a curated record. Gene Ontology annotation, cellular component: centriole; ciliary basal body; ciliary transition fiber. The transcript has 7 exons. Gene Ontology annotation, biological process: cilium assembly; establishment of epithelial cell polarity.
AUGUCCCCAGUGUCCCCCAAUGUCCCCUGGCUGGUCUCCAGUGUCCCCAAUGCCCCCAAUAUCCCCAGUAUCCCAAUAUCCCCAGUAUCCCCUGUAUCCCAAUUUCCCCAGUAUCCCAGUAUCCUCAAUAUCCCAAUAUCCCCAGUAUCCCAGAUUCCCGGUGGGAUCGGCCUCUUCCCGAGGGGCAGCGGGGGCGGGGCCGCCUGGCUGGGGCUGAAGGACGAGGAAUUCCCGGGAUCCGGAGCCAGGGACGAGGAUUUCCCGGGAUUGGGACCCAAGGACAAGGAUAUCCCAGGAUCGGGAUCCAAGGACAAGAAUAUCCCAGGAUUGGGAUCCAGGAAUGAGGAUUUCCUGGGACUGGGACCCAAGGACAAGGAAUUCCCAGGACUGGAGCCCAAGGACAAGGAAUUCCCAGGACUGGGAUCGAAGGACAAGAAUUUCCCAAGAUCCGAACCCAAGGACAAGGAUUUCCCAGGACUUGGAUCCAAGGACAAGGAUCUCCCAGGAUUAGGAUCCAGGAAUGAGGAUUUCCCGGGAUUGGGACUCAAGGACAAGGAAUUCCCAGGAUUGGGAUCAAAGGACAAGAAUUUCCCAAGAUUGGGACCCAAGGACGAGGAUAUCCCGGGACUGGGAUCCAGGAAUGAGGAUUUCCCAGGACUGGGACCCAAGGAUGAGAAUUUUCCAAGACUGGGACCCAAGGACAAGGAAUUCCCGGGACUGGGACCCAAGGACAAGGAUUUCCCAGGACUGACAUCGAAGGACAAGAAGCUCCCAAGAUCAGAACCCAAGGAUGAGGAUUUCCCGGGAUUGGGACCCAGGGAUGAGGAUUUCCUGGGAUUGGAGCCACUGGCAGGAGCCAAUCCCGGCCCGGCCCGGGAGCAGAACUGGCUGAGCUCGGCCUUGGCCCGGAAAAGAGCCCAGGAGAGACAUUCCCAACCCUCCGGGAGCCCGGGAAAAGAGCCAGAGGAGGUGGAGGGGCUGGAUCAGCAUUCCCGGGAGAGCAAGAGAUGCCCUUCCCAGGACACCAUGCUCCAAUCCCAACCAUUCCAGAAAGAUCCAGGGGCUCUCCCAUCCCAACCAUUCCAGAGGGAUCCAGGAGCAUUCCCAUCCCAACCAUUCCAGAGGGAUCCAGGAGCUCUCCCAGCCCCACCACUCCAAGAUCCAGGAGCAUUCCCAUCCCAACCAUUCCAGAGGGAUCCAGGGGCUCUCCCAUCCCAACCAUUCCAGAGGGAUCCAGGAGCAUUCCCAUCCCAACCAUUCCAGAGGGAUCCAGGAGCUCUCCCAGCCCCACCACUCCAAGAUCCAGGAGCAUUCCCAUCCCAACCAUUCCAGAGGGAUCCAGGGGCUCUCCCAUCCCAACCAUUCCAGAGGGAUCCAGGAUCAUUCCCAUCCUGGCCAUUCCCAGCUCCAGGAGCAUUCCCGGCAUUCCCGGCCAAUCCCGGCUCCGGCUCCAUCCUGGGCACUCUCCCGGCACGGGUGGCGGAGCUCGAGCUCCAGGUCCGGGCGCUGGAGCUGGAGCGGAGCCUCUUCCUGGAGAGUCUCCAGAGGCGGCACCGGGACCUGGAUCUGCUGGAGAGCCCCCACAAGAGCCAAGGGAAGGUGGGGGAGGAGCAGCAGGAGAGGCCACGGAUUCUGAUACGGAGCCAGGAUGGGAGUCCCCCCCCGUGCCAGGAUCAUCCCCCAUCCUGGGAUCUGCCCCUCUCCAAGGAUCACCCCACGGCCCAGGAUCACUGCCAGGAUCCCUCCACGGCCCAGGAUCACCCCAGAUCCCGGGAUCACCCCCCGUCCUGGGAGCGGGAUGAGCAGCUCACAGCGCUCCAGGCCCGGCUGUGCCGGCAGCAGCAGGAGCAGAGCCGGCUCCAGGAGGCCUUGGCUGCCCUGGAAUCCCGGCUGGGAGAGCAGGAGCAGCUCCUGGAGCAGGAGCGCCGCAGGGCCGAGGCCGAGCAUUCCAAGGCGGAAUCCCUGCGGAAGGCGCUGGAGGAGCAGCGGCAGCUCUCGGCUCAGCUGCUCUCCAUGGAAAGGGCGGCGCUGGACGAGGCCAAGGGCGCGUGGCUGGAGGAGCAGCGGGCGGCGCUCCGGGAACGCUCCGAGGAGCGCAGGAGGCUGGAAAAGGCCUGGGCGGAAUUCCGGAGCCAGGAGAGGCUGAGCCAGGAGCGCUCGGAGCACCUGGAGUCGGCCCUGAGGAACCUGGACAAGGUGAGGGCGGGAAAAUCCCGUUUUCUUGGCGCUGGGGAAAGACGGGGGCAGAAAAAGAGCGGGUUUGGGGAGGGAAGGGUGUACAGGAAUAUGUUAAUUAUACAUUAA